Messenger RNA from Salvelinus sp. IW2-2015, 1191 nucleotides. NCBI's taxonomy places the organism in Eukaryota, Metazoa, Chordata, Actinopteri, Salmoniformes, Salmonidae. The record is from RefSeq and is a predicted model, not a curated record.
AUGGCUGCUGGGCAGACGGGCAGCUCAGACGGCUGCUGGGCAGACGGGCAAGCACUUCAGACGGCACGACCUGGACAGACGGGCAGUCUCAGACGGCGUGGGCAGAAGGCCAGCUCAGGACGGGCUGGGCAGACGGGCAGCAACGAAGGCGGCGCUGGCAGACGGGCAGCGCAGACGGCGCUUGGCAGACAGCAGAUUCUGGCCUGCCUGAGGCGCACAAGUCUGUCCCUGGACCACCAGGCAGUGUCAGCUGCCUCCCGUGUCCGUCUGUCUGAGAGAGAGGAGGAAUGUCUUUCCUGCUACCUGAGGGCCUGUGACACCUCUCUUGUUUACCUGCAAGAACUCGAUAAGAUGGUGGUCAACCCUAGUUCUAAAGCAGCUAAGARCAGUUUGGCCCCUCCACCACUGGACAUUGACCUGGGCUUCUUCCAGCAGGCGGCUCUACAGAGUGCAUACCUGUGCCUGCUGCAUAGGGGGCACCUGGCCCAGGGAGCCCACCAGCUGCGCAGGGUCCUCAGGGUGGUGGAGUCUCGGGGCUCCCAGAGCUUCAGGAAGGCUGCCGCGCGGAAGCUGGCUGAGGUGUUGCUGAGCUCGGUGAGUGAGGACAGCUACUGGGCGCCCAUGUCUCUCCCACCCUCCGCCUGGCUGCAGAGAGAAGGGAACGCCGGCCCAAAGGAUGCCAUGUACCCCUCUCCCAAACAACCCCAACGCUACAGUACUGACAGGUCGAUACCUCCUACCUAUUUCCUUCCUUCCCCUCUCUCUCUCUCUCUCUCUCCCUCCCUUUCUCUCCCCUCUCUUUCUUUUKUAUUCAUGUGUAGUCCCAUUAAUCCACUGGUAUUACUCAAUCCCCAUUCAACAUUAGCACUGGCUUGAGAGAUUAGCUCACAUUCCCRUACAGUGGGGUUGUGUGUACUCCUACUGAACCGUUGAGCUUAAAUAGCCCCAGAGCAUCAAUACGGUCAAAGACAGGCCUCCCUAGAGGCCCAGGCGUCCACUGUUCCAGUGAUACAAAACCCACACAUGGAACAUAACUUGUUCUCGCCACUUUCUGACCUCGUAUUGGCUAGGAGCUCUGCGGCUAAGGCAUUUAUCCAUGCUACUAUAGUGCUCGGAUAAUGGUAUACUUCAGCCACCUCUCCUAUAAAGCACACGUACUGUACGUUGCGUUCACACUUCCAUUGCCCCCCC